AUGAGUAAAGUCCUGGAAACGGUAAACGGACUGGCAAAUCUGCAACAAGCGCAUGAGACUAAGAGUCAAUUCCUACCAGUAAAACUACGUCCUUCAGAGCCGUCAUGCAAGCCUCUAUUUGCAGAUCUGACCAAGACGCAAAUGAUUUUGCUGCGAGUGAAGCGUUCCAAGCGGAAACGCGGCGAAGAAGAGAAGAAGGAAGAAACUAACGAUACAGAGGCAAUUAAUACUGAUGGCUACUGUAUUAAAGCCGAAGUGGCGGGACUGAUAAAGGAAAAAUACGUGUGCGAAGGCAUGGCCGACUUCCAGUACUUCACGGCGCGAUCAUUCUACCCCACGUUAAAACCAGGCAAAGACGCGCUCACAGUCGUCGCCAACACGACCGACGCAGUGGAGACAGCAGUGAUGAAUAGCGCAGUAGUGGAAAACGGUCCGCUGUCCAUGCCGUCACUGCGACAGCGAGAGCUUCAGGACUGCUUACGACCGUACUUAGCAGUAGAGAACGAGACGCAGCUGGAGAUGAUCCCCGAGGUGUUCUCCAAGGUGGAUUUGCCACUUAAAUACGAAUUCAGACAACGAUCAGGCUACCAACCCACCACUACAGCGAAGAAGACGUCCAGUACCAUGACGUAUCUGAACUUCCACGACGACACCGCUGCACCGGUUGGACCCAAGCCUGAACGCCCUGUGGUGCGUCGGAGAUCGGUCGGUGUGGACGACAACGGUGUGGAUUUACGUGUAAUGGAAAUAUUACAGGGAAAACUAGAGCAGAAACCGGUAUGGCUACGCUCAAAGCUGUUCGACGGACUGGAUGCAAUUGAACGUCGAGCAGCUCGUCGAUUGCUGCGGAAAUUCUGCUACGUGUUUGUCGAUGGACCUUGGAGAGGCUCAUGGAUCAAAAUGGGGUACGAUCCACGUCUUCCUGAAGAAUCCGAGUCGGCGUCGCGUUACCAGGUCGUGGAGCUGAGAAAUAACCGCGAGCUGGUGCACUCAAAAGUGACGCAUGCGACCAGGAAACGUAUCAAGAAAUUCGUCGGUGCCAGCUCAGGCAACGCGAAUGGAGAAGGUGGUCACGUCAAAGGUCCACGAAUUGUUAAAGUCACGCAGACGUCGGCGUUGGAGAACGCACAAGCUGCUAAACGUCGUCGGAAGGAGCGAUUUACUCGAGGUGAGACGCGACGCUCGUACCUUGUGGAGCCCACGAUGCCCGGAUCUGGUUCUUCUGUUAACGCAGUUGGCUCGCCGCCUCGAGCAAGUCCCACGUCAUCGACUGUUAAUUCAGGAAAUGACUGGGAGUCUGAAGACGAGCAAGAGGAUAAGGACGACAAGAUCUUUGAGAUCUUUGGCGUGCAAUUGGCCAGUCCGAAUGUCUUGUUCCAGCUUGAUGAAAUUGACGACGACGAGGUGCGAGAAUGGACAGCUCAGUUCACAAAGCAGGCGACACCAUCGCUACUUGGAGGGUGGUAUCCGACGCAAAUGUUCUUGCCACUACGUGAGAUCAUCAGGCUGCGUAUUGCCGCAAUGGUAGGUCGCUCGAAAGCGGAGUUAGACACGAGACGCAAGCGUCUGGAUGCUUUAAAAAAACAGGCACUCAGUGACUACGCAGAGGAGCUGGCUGAAGACGAGGAACUGGCCUUCGAGAGCUGGUAUUGA
This is a messenger RNA of Phytophthora infestans T30-4, 1653 nucleotides long. RefSeq lists its product as uncharacterized. The transcript has 4 exons. The record is from RefSeq and is a predicted model, not a curated record. NCBI's taxonomy places the organism in Eukaryota, Oomycota, Peronosporomycetes, Peronosporales, Peronosporaceae. Gene Ontology annotation, biological process: transcription initiation at RNA polymerase III promoter. Gene Ontology annotation, cellular component: transcription factor TFIIIC complex. The coding region runs from base 1 to 1653 and encodes 550 amino acids.